Messenger RNA from Helobdella robusta, 1296 nucleotides. RefSeq lists its product as hypothetical. Bases 1 to 1296 code for a protein of 431 amino acids. Lineage: Eukaryota; Metazoa; Annelida; Clitellata; Rhynchobdellida; Glossiphoniidae. The transcript is spliced from 3 exons. The record is from RefSeq and is a predicted model, not a curated record.
AUGGCACCGGUCCUAUACCAACGCACGGUUUGUUUAAAUCGUUAUAAAAUAAAACCGGACGGUAAACUAUAUCGACAUGGAGGCAAAGUGAAGGGCCAGGAAUGCCCUGGUUCGUUCAAGGCAGCCGACCAGCCUCUUACCGCUGCACCUGUCAUCAACCCUCAUGUUGCUACACGCGGUUCUUCGGCGUCGGUCUCGGAGAGUCCCUCCCAAGUAGAUUUUUAUCAUGUUUUUGACAGGCUGACGGUCGUUUUGAGGACUGCCCAUCUGUAUGAUCACGUUCCCAAACCGUGCAGAGGCAAGGUAUCUAAAGCAUUGUCGGCUUUAUUGACGGCCGUUUGCGAUGAUCCCUGCGACGCGGCCCAUUGGUGCAGGCUCCAAUGUUUUUUCGCAUUUGUUUUGUUCAAGCCCACCAGGGGCGGUCGCAGGACUAAUCAAGCCAAUUACGUUAUUAAACGGUUGGCCGAAUUCAGUUCGACCGAGGUCGAGAUUAUUGUGGCAAGCUUCAACACUGACCACAACACCAAACCGCGUAAGCAAAAUCCAAACAGUUGGAUUAGUGCAGUAACCACUCGGAUUGAACAGGGCAGUCUCUCGGCGGCCGUCAGACUUGCUUGUUCGCCCGCAGGCCUAGCGGAGAGCUCGCCUGAGACACUCGCUAAACUCAAAGCUAUUCAUCCCAGUGCUCCAUUGAACAAAUUUGCCCUCGAACGUGUCUCUCUUCUCCCGGUCCACGACGCGCUGACAAUCAUCCGCGGCGCCCUCAGUUUGCCGAAAUUGAUGUAUUUUUUGCGCACAUCCAAUUUUGUUAAUGCGGCCAUUUUUGGCGAAUUUGAGGGUGCUCUGCGGGUGGCCCUCUCAGCAAUUUGUAACGAACCGUCGGGCAUUGCGACGCACGACGGUAAGCGCCCUGACGGGUGUACCUUGAUUCCUUGGAGAGCCGGCAGGUGCUUGACGUGGGACGUUACCGUUCCGGGCACCUUUGCUGAGCGCUACGUGCAGCUUACUAGCAAAGAAAGCGGUUUGGCUGCAACCAGGGCAUCUGACGAGAAAAUCAAAAAGUACGACGGAGCUCUUCCCUCGAUGGAGUUUUUACCGAUUUGUAUCGAGGUCCUCGGCCCCAUGGACCGUAACACCUCCGGGUUUUUCAAUCGAAUUUGUAAAAAUAUCAGUAUUAGGUCAGGCGAUAGUAGGGAAUAUUUUUUCGCUAUGAAUAAUAUCUCGUGCAUCCUGCAGCGGUUUUUGCGCGUCUGUGUGUUGGAAAAUGUGGAGUUGAAUGCCGACGGGGUUGAGUGA